This is a messenger RNA of Trichoplusia ni (cabbage looper), 3189 nucleotides long. It is a transcript of the gene CAP, whose product is annotated as sorbin and SH3 domain-containing protein 1. The transcript has 7 exons. The coding region runs from base 561 to 1523 and encodes 320 amino acids. The record is from RefSeq and is a predicted model, not a curated record. Gene Ontology annotation, molecular function: protein binding. NCBI's taxonomy places the organism in Eukaryota, Metazoa, Arthropoda, Insecta, Lepidoptera, Noctuidae.
GUAAUAUCAACUAGUUUCAUUAAAUAAUCAAAAAUCCAAACGACCUUGUCGUCGCAUACCAACAAAAAUCCGUUGACCAUUAUUGACCACACAUUUUUGACGCUAUCUCGAUUACAAACUGGAAAUUUAGACCUUAAUGACUUUUAAUAAGGUGCAUUUUAUUAUUUUAGUGAUAAUGUUAAUGUUUUUGUUGUAUAGAGGUAUUCUCGUAUUGUUAUGAGGGGAACAGUUGGUUCGCGCGCUCCAGUGUAAGCGAAACGUGCGCGAGAGACGAUCAUGAUAUGCGUGCAAAUGGUUUUCCAAGCGGCUUUGUUCAAUGACUGUGUAAUUACGUAAAUAAGUUCUGUGAAAAUGAUAAUUCUAUGAACGUGAUAUUAGAUAAAUAGACAAUAGUUUUAGAAAUUACUGUCAGCUAAACGUAUAAAAUUGUUAAGAAUGUACUCGACGUCAGAAAACAGUAUGUUUAAUAAUGUUAUGGAGGUAACAGUGUUUCUAUCACGUAUUCAAUUUUACAGGAGAAUGCUAUACUGCCGGCUGACAUAGAAGCGUUUGACGCCUCAAUGAAGGAGUUACAAGAUAUGCAGAACAGGCGACAUCAAGACAACUUCACGCCGUCACAGAAGAACAUACUGCCUUUAAAUCGAUACGACGAAGCGGAGAAAGUGAUCGCAAGGGCCUUGUACACGUUCAAUGGACAGACUCAGAGGGAGCUCAGCUUUAGGAAAGGAGAGAUGAUUCUUGUGAGAAGGCAGAUAGACAACAACUGGUAUGAGGGCGAACUGAACGGCAGGAUAGGACUGUUCCCGUACAAUUAUGUAGAGAUUCAAAAAGGCGAUGUAAUCCACACACCGAAAAAGCCGGCGAUAGUGGAAGGUCGUGCGAGAGCGAAGUUCGACUUCACAGCGCAAACCAACCUGGAGCUGCCUCUGAAGAAGGGUGAGGUCGUAGUACUCACGCGGCGCAUCGACCAGAACUGGUGGGAAGGCAGGAAUGGAACCAAAACUGGCAUCUUCCCGGAUAGCUACGUCACAGUGCUGCAGGAACCCAGUCCGGGGCAACCUGAACCUCAACAGCUGCAGAAUUCUGACAAGCCAGUUGCCUCGCCGGCUGCUCAUGGUCUACUAAAUGGUUCUGCUAAGAGGAGUAUGGGCCCUCACAGCUACACGCCGCAGCCAAACAGUCCUGCGCUCUCUAAUGCACCACCUGCAACGCAACCUUUGCCAGGUUACGUGGCGAAACCUGCGCAGGCGCGUAUGUCUGCGUCGGAGCGCGGCUACGGGCCGCCCACCGGCGCGGGCGUCGACCUCAACAACACCGAGCCCUUGUACGUCGACACCAACGCGGAGGCAAUACCUUACCGCGCAAUGUACAAGUACCGGCCACAGAACCCUGAUGAGUUGGAGAUGAACGAGGGUGACACAGUAUACGUGCUGGAGAAGUGCGAUGACGGCUGGUACGUCGGCUCCAGCCAGCGGACUGGACGCUUCGGUACCUUCCCCGGUAACUACGUGGAGCGCAUCUGAUAGCGCGAGCCGUGGCUGGUGCGCCGCCUGCGCCGCGCCUCGCUGUGCGCGCGCCGCGCCCGCCGCCCGCGCUGACGCACACUCUCACUAUCCUACCAUCAGUAGCUCUGCCCUAAAGGGACUGCGACAGUCUUAUGAUACAUGUAUUAGCACUCCAUUCGUUCACUACUCCAUGCCAACAUGUAUACACGACUAACGAUCACCAAAAUACCUGUAACUUUAGAUGGUUUAUGUGCAAUAGUUAUCCUCAAACUUCCGAUUUAGUAGGUCGUACUGCCCUCGAUUUCUACGUAUUUAUUACCUUAUAUGUAAUAGUGACGAUGAUGGGCACUUCUAUAGAGGUGCGCUUCGUAUCGAUAGUGUAAGCUCCGCUCUAAGUAAUAACCGAUUAUCUUAGAGCCUAUUGUCAAAUGAUACCAAAAUUAUGCCAUGACUUUUUAUAAUAUUUUGUACAAAGAAUAAACUAAGCUGGACUCUGGCGGACUGGGAGAGUUAGCUUGUGGAACUCGCUGACCAAAGUGUACCAUUGUAACGGCAUUAGUAGCUAACCUACUAACUCCAGUAGUAUCAAUGUAUUCUGUACCUUCUCUCGCUUGUCAUCUGUUAGAACACUGUAACCGCAUCACGUCAAUGUAAUCUAUCCAAAGUUGUUUUAUGCGUCCCAAAGAGUAUGUUUAUCUGAUAAUUACGAUGUUGUAUAAUUGUAAAAAAAUAAUAAAAAUACUUAUAUACUUGUAAAAUUGUUUAGCGUAGUAUUUAUUUAUAACGUAGGAGUGAGUUGUUCGAGCUCGUCUUUUAAAAGUGAUAUUUUAAAAGAACGAAGCAAGAUGAUUACUAAUUCUAAAAUACUAACCGAUUUAUAUACAUCAAUACUUACUAAAUUACAUAUACAAAAGUCAAACUUUGAUUAAAUGUUGUAUAAGAAAGUUUUGGCGAUAACAAAGUUUAGACAUUUUGUGUGCAUUGGCGUUAAUAAUAGAGUCGAAAUUUGCGUAAACUAAAUUGUAUCUAUGAAUAUUAGUUACCGCAUGAAUGUACUUCAUAAUAAUACUCAAGACUAUACAAGCUGUAUGAUGUAGGGCGAGUAGUUUGGCAACGGUUGACAAUACGAUAUUGUAUGCUUACAUUAAAAUUUAAAAAUCGAUGUUAAGAAUACGCGUGCUAUUUAAUAACCUGGGUGUCGAAAUUAUAGGCAUCUGUAUGAUUUUUAUAACUUUCUAUCAAAAGUAUUAGCUACGGUUUAAAAUUGUCUAGUCAUGAAUCAGAUUUUGUAUCUACAUAUAUUUAUACAUAAAAUGUUUGUACUAUUAUUUCUUUCCAUUGUAAUUUCUACCUGUAUUCGGUAUACAAUCGUAUCUACAUUUACGAGUAGUGGUAGUGUCACUGGAAAGUGUUCUAUGUACCUUAAUGUCCUGUUUUUCCAUGGUGUUACCAAAGUUUUAGACCCACCCUUUACCUUUCACCCCCUCGCCCUAUGUAAGUGCUUCGUUUGUGUAGUGAAACAGAUUUUUCACUAUUUUUACCUAUUGUAUUGUUGUAUUUACUUUUGUUAAUUUAUUUUUAAAGCACAAAUGUUUUAUUUUGUUGUUGACACCUCGACAUACAAUAUAACAUUAACUGCUAUUGUUCGAUAUCAUCACACCUAAUAAAAUAAUCUUUGUAUUUA